Molecule: messenger RNA, 1886 nt
Organism: Carica papaya (papaya)
Lineage: Eukaryota; Viridiplantae; Streptophyta; Magnoliopsida; Brassicales; Caricaceae
Product: protein trichome birefringence-like 11
Cellular component (GO): Golgi apparatus
Molecular function (GO): O-acetyltransferase activity
Source: RefSeq, a predicted model, not a curated record
UUUUAGGAAUUAAAAGAAAGUUUAAUAAACAAACCAAUUAUCAUUACAACGUUCACUAUCCACAGAAUAAUUUUUAAACGAAUUGAACUCUCAAUUACUUGAUUAUCCAUUCACUCAUGGAUGUCAAUUAGUUUAGAUGUCUUUCUGUUGCCCAUGUGUUUCUUCAACAAAAGGGUCCAUUUCAUCAAUGGAUUCCUUUUGUUUCUUUGAAUGUAAAAAGAGUUUCCAAAAAGAGAAAUAAGAAUUGAUGAAUGAAAAAUUUCUCUUCUCGUUAAACAUAUGUAUGAUGAUUUGUAUAGUCUAUACAUUUUCAGUUAUCAUCAUACACAAUAUAAUUAAGUUAGAUGUUAAGACUCUGCCUUAUUAAAGAAAAGAACAGAAAAAUGGUGAUGUCCAGUUACCAAUAAUAUAGAUUUAACACAAUUCUCAUUGAGUUGAGGUUCAGAAACAAAUGAUUAACAACAUGGUAGAUCAUCACUGUACAAAAGAGCCAUCGGACAUGGCAACCCAGAUGGAUUUGUUUAAGAAAUUCAAGUAUUCAAAUAAUAAUACUCUGCAUAACAUUGUCGGCUUCCCUUUGAUCAUAGCUCUUUUCAUCGCCUCUUUCUUUUUCUUGGGUUACACUGGUAUCUUUCGAGGAAUCCGACACUCAGACUUCUCAUCCUGUGGCUCAUCAAUUUCGUCAACAACGGCAGCUAUAGAAGCUGCGUUGAGUUCGAAUCGACGGCCAGGGUUUCUCGAUCAAAGUGGUGAUCAUUGUGAUCUGUUUGAUGGGAACUGGUUAUGGAGUAAUAACCAUCCGUUAUACCAGAGCGAGGAUUGUCCAUUCAUGGACGUUGGUUUCCGAUGUACUGAAAAUGGUAGACCUGAUCAUUUUUACAGCAAAUGGCGUUGGCAACCUAAAGAUUGUGAUUUGCCCAGAUUCAACUCAAGCGAGAUGCUGGACAAGCUGCGAGGGAGGCGAGUGGUGUUUGUGGGUGACUCGAUCGGGCGGAACCAGUGGGAAUCAUUGCUAUGCAUGCUGGCUUCUGGGGUGGCUAACAAGAAUUCAAUCUACGAAAUGAACGGGAAUCCAAUCACAAAGCACAAAGGCUAUUUGGUGUUUAUGUUCAAAGAUUACAACUGUCUGAUCGAGUACUACCGAGCACCAUUUUUAGCCUACCAGGGCUCCCCGCCAAAGGGAGCUUCGGAACAAGUAAAGACGACUUUGAGGGUGGACAUUUUGGCCUCUGGUUUCCGGCAAUGGAAACACGCAGAUCUACUCAUUUUCAACACAGGCAAUUGGUGGACCGACGAAAAGACCACAAAAAGGGGUUGCUAUUUCCAGGAAGGAUCAGAAGUGAAGAUGAACAUGAGCCUUGAAACUGCAUUUCAGAAAACAAUGGAAACAUUAAUGGAUUUCGUUGAGAAGAAAAUAAACAAGACGAAGACCUUGGUUCUAUUUCGAACACUGGCUCCAGCACAUUUCAGAGACGGAACGUGGAAGAAUGGAGGUAGCUGUAAGCUUUUAAAAGUACCAGAUUUGGGUCUGAAGAAAUCAAGAGAUCGGCAAGUAGAGAUAGUGUCUGGGGUGAUAUCGAGAAAAUCAGAGAGUCAUGAGAUGAUGAUCAAGUUGUUGAAGGUGACGAACAUGAGUUUACAGAGAAAAGAUGGUCAUACAUCAAUUUACUACCAACCGGCCGUCAUUGGAGAAGUUGCUUCUCACCGUCAAGAUUGCAGCCAUUGGUGCUUGCCGGGUGUCCCAGAUGCCUGGAACGAACUCCUUUAUGCUAUGUUUCUCAAGUGGGAGUCCCUACGCCAUUCCAGUUCGAGCUCCAUAGUUGAUGUCACCUCGACAUAAACAUGGUAAACUCAUACAUACUUUUUUUUUUUUUUUUUUUUUUCAA